This is a messenger RNA of Carassius auratus (goldfish), 5614 nucleotides long. RefSeq names its product TBC1 domain family member 10A-like. Bases 419 to 2977 code for a protein of 852 amino acids. Gene Ontology annotation, molecular function: GTPase activator activity; small GTPase binding. Lineage: Eukaryota; Metazoa; Chordata; Actinopteri; Cypriniformes; Cyprinidae. The transcript is spliced from 10 exons. The record is from RefSeq and is a predicted model, not a curated record. Gene Ontology annotation, biological process: regulation of GTPase activity.
GACACGGCGAGAUGACAGCAGGGCCGUGUUUAUCUUUUCCAGCGAUGCUGCCCGGUUCACAAUUCAGGGAGGUUUCCUGACUUUUUAAAACGCACCACACAAGUGUACUCAAUGCCAGCAGUGCUACGGGUCUGUUUCCGCUCGGAUAAGUGUUCACGCAGUGCGGAGCGGCAGUGUUUAGCUAACACCGUUAGCCCAGCGGCACACUCAGACCCCCAGCCCCAGCACUCUCGGCUUUAUCUUUAGGACUUUUCAAUCGGCCCGGCGGCUUCCCAGCAGCCUGCCUCGCUCUAGCCUGUACAUCCGUUCAGCGGCACCGGCGGCGGCGGGGGGGUUACGGCAACCGGAGCAGACAGAAGCCCCCCCUCCCCCGGGACAGGCGGACAGAUAGCUGCGGUGGUAUCAGCGAGGAGCAGCUAUGUCUGAAAUCUCCGCCCUCACUCCCUCCUCUCCCAGUAUGGCUGACCAAUCAAUGCCUGCUCCCUCCAGCCCACAGCUUCUCCCCUCAGAAAUUCCCAUCCCAAAAUCAUCUCUCUACGGGGACCGAGCAGUGAUGGGAAACCCAACAUUACAGACAAGCGGGAAAAAGUCCUCUUCUUGGGAAAGCACACCUGGCCAAAACAGUGGCGCUCUGUCUUCAGCAGCAUCAGAGAGCGCCGCUGGAGCGCCGGUUGAGCUCCCAGCUGCUACAGACGGAGAGACUAAUGGGAGAAAUGAUUUAGUUGGCCAAACAGAGCGGAACACUGAAGCACAGGAGCAACAGAUGUUGCUGUCGCCUGAACAUAAUCCCAGUCCUAAUCUCUAUCCCAACGUUCAAGUUAACCAGAUUUAUAGUCCUGCUCCCUCUGUGGUCAUUCCUCCUCAGUUUACACCUCCUGUUCCCGUCUCCAACCCGGCCCCCUCUUCACAAGACUCAAGGCAAACUGAAGCACAAACAGUCCCCCAGCCUGAGCCUGCCGAGAACCCUGAAGCCAACAGUCCCAGCACUGCCAGGAUGACCCCUGAGCCCCCGUGCACGCCCUCCAAGACUGAGCCCCCAGCCGUGCUGGUGCAGGAGUCCAGUGGCUCCUGGGUUCUGCCCUCCUCGUACUCGCGACCAGCCCCGGACACGCUCAGCUACUUGGAGUCGGCCAGCCUAAUGUCUGGCACGCUGGAGUCUCUGUCAGGCUUCGGCGAGGACGGCAGCUCGGUGGGGUCAGACUCUGAGAUCAAUGGUCCAGUGAGGCGUACUGAUAAAUACGGCUUCCUGGGAGGAGCGCAGUACAGUGAGUGCAGUGAGGCGGAGAUCGCUGUGGCCGUGGCGAGGCAGAGAGAGAUGAAAUGGUUGGACAUGUUCAGAAACUGGGACAAAUGGGUAUCUCGACGCUUUCAGAAGGUGAAAAUGCGCUGCAGGAAAGGAAUCCCCUCCUCGCUGAGAGCCAAAGCCUGGCAGCUGCUCUCCAACAGCCAGGAGCUCCUCGAGUCCAACCCGGGAAAGUUUGAUGAGUUGGAGCAAGAGGAGGGAGAUCCGAAGUGGUUGGACAUCAUAGAGAAGGACUUGCACAGGCAGUUCCCUUUCCACGAGAUGUUUGCUGCUCGGGGAGGACAUGGGCAGCAGGAUCUGUACCGUAUACUGAAGGCCUACACAAUCUACCGGCCCGAUGAGGGCUACUGUCAGGCUCAGGCGCCGGUGGCAGCAGUGCUGCUCAUGCACAUGCCUGCUGAGCAAGCCUUCUGGUGUCUAGUGCAAAUCUGUGAGAAAUACGUGCCUGGCUACUACAGUGCUGGGUUGGAAGCUAUCCAGCUGGACGGAGAGAUUUUUUUCUCUCUGCUGAGGAGAGUUUGUCCCAUGGCGUACCGUCACCUGAAGAAAUUUAAGAUCGACCCCAUCUUGUACAUGACAGAGUGGUUUAUGUGCAUUUUCUCCCGUACGCUGCCGUGGUCUUGCGUCCUGCGUGUCUGGGACAUGUUCUUUUGUGAAGGAGUGAAGAUUGUGUUCAGAGUGGGUCUGGUGCUCCUCAAGCAGAUGUUGGGAUCUGUGGAUAAGCUCCGUGAGCUGCAGGGCAUGUACGAGACCAUGGAGCGACUGAGAAACAUCCCUCCUGAAGCUAUCAGGGAGGAAGUUCUGGUGCAAGAGGUGGUGUCUCUGUCUGUGACGGAGGCCCUCAUCGAGAGGGAGUGUGGUAUUCAGGUGCGCAAGUGGCGGGAAUCUCGUGGAGAGUUGACUCACCAACCGGGUCGGCGUUUGCACGGUACACGGGCCAUCUUUGAACAGAAACACCGGGCUGCUGCGAUCAGCUCUGGCGGCAGCCUGUCGUUCCUGGCCAGUCACAUCCCUCCCCCUGGACCCUUACGUGCGUCUUCAAGCCUACUGUCACUUCCUGGCCUUAGAAAGUCCAAGAUGCCGUUUCCCUCACAGAAUAAGAAGGGCUCCACUUCUGGCAGCUUUGGCCAGGAUAUCGUCCCACUGCAGCCCCUUGGGGGCGGCACCAGUGCAGUGGCCUCAAAACCUCCUGUGCCAUCUGCUUCUAACGCUGGAGCCGGUGGAAAGCCACCAGCGCCACAUGGGCCCAGUCCGCUAGCUACAACAUCAUCUACUACCACUCCACCAGCUCCAACCGCACACGCGUCCAGCACGCAGAUGCACCAGCUGUCGCCUAAAGUCGUCUCUGAACACAUCACCCCCACAAUCCCAUCGCCCACCGCAAACAACGCCCCAUUACCACCUUGCCCAGAAACAGCAAAAACGGCAGUGGAGGAAGAUGGGAAAAAGAAAAAGAAAACCAAGGAGGACAAGAAGCGAGAGAAAGAGGAGGAGAAGCAAAAAUCACGGGAGAAGAAAGAGAAAGAGAAAACCGAGAAAGAACGGCUGAAGAAGGAGAAGGAGAAAGCAGAGAAAGAGAAAAAAAAGGAGAAGGGGGGAAAGAAAAAAGACAAAGGGGGAGGGGGAGAGACUGAGGAGAAGAAUGGAGCCGCAGCAGCAAAAGAUUUGGCCUAAUUCCUGCCCCGUCAUUCCUACUGCAAGAAUAAAAGCAUGAGAAUAGUGGAAAAAAGAGGACAUGGCUGAUGAUUGCUGAUAAGAGAGAGAGAGAGAGAGAGAGAGAGAAUUGCCUGGAAUGCCCAUUUCAUCUCAAGUACUCAUUUCACAAGGAUAACUGGAUCACGGCAUCUGCCCAACGACUCCAUCAACUUGUGCUUUCACCCAAGGCCGAAACAGGAAGCAGUUAUUACUCAGCCUUUUGUUUUGAAGGUGGAUAUCUGAUUGACGAGAUCAGCUGUAAUUAGUAGUUGUUUCUAGUAUACUGGGUGCCAUGGUGUAUAUAGACCUCUAGUGCCAUCUGUGCCAGUCCAGCCCCACAAUCCCCUUCUGUCCAUCACCCGAGAGCGGUCUCAACCAGAAUACCUGGAUAAAACUGUUCUGUGGAGAGAAAAGUGCUGCGAUAGCUAGUAAUAACUUAUCUUUGAGUGCUCUGGAGGACCUAUUUAUUCAUUGUAGUGUUGAUUGUUAGUGUGUGUUAGUGUGUUGUUGUACGUCUGUGCCUUGGCAGUGUAGUGAAUCGUGUCACAGUCUCGUUCUUCUCUCUUGUCAGUCUCUCAAAGGAGCUCGUCUUUACAGGCGCGCUCUCGUAAGAGGAACUGAUAAGUGUUGGGGGAGUGGAGGAGCCAAACUGAAAUGAGGGGAUAGGUACGUUCUUCUUUAAAACAGUGGAGAGAGACACUUUUAACUAUUUAAGAUUAAAAAAAUGUUUGACUAUCCAAGUUAACAUAGUUACUAAAAAGAAAUUAAAUUAGUGUACCUGUCUAUCUCCGCUCAAAGACUCAAUCUGUCAUUACAUCAGACUCACCAAAAAUUCCCUUUUGACGCGGAAGAGCUUAUUUGAUUCAUUUCUUUUUCCAAUGAAAUGCAUAACAUAAGCAUUCAAUUCUGCCAAGCAUGUCAGUCACUCCAGAUAUCUGUGGUUUGAUGCUGAUAUGGAUGUAGAGUUCAGACUAGAAUUUUAUUAUAUUUAUGCACUGAGGCCUGUUGAUUUUCACCACUAACCUGAUUGUUUUUUAAUGAAGGGCACUCUCUAAUCAAGCUCACAUGACUCCUGAAGUCUGCGCCUUGGUGAACAGGAAGGGUUUGGUGCAGCACUGUAGCAUUAACCUUUGACCUUUGAAGCUCUUGACUUCAGGCUGUAAUGUUUUGAUGUGUAAACUAUUAAUUUAAUCGGAUGAAACCAUAUACUAUCUAUUACAGCUAUGAUUAGUCUCCUUUUGGAUUAGAUUUUUUUAUUUUUGUAUGCAGAGGCCUGGUAGACUGGAGUUUGGUUUUAGGAGACCGAUGUAUUUAAUCACACGAUUUAUUUGUCUUUUAUUUUUUUAAGCGCUGAAGAUUAUUUUUGCACAUUUUUCUCCCAACAUCCUGGAGAACAAAAGCAAGCAGUUGUUAUUUAUUUUUAGACAUUUUAUAAUCACUAGCUUAUCUAAUAGUACUGCAGUAUUUGUGUUAUGGGAGAUACUGAUUUCAUACUGAUUAUUAUUUCAUUCUGACCUUUUUUAAUAUUAUUAUUUUUAUCCCAACGAAGGGGGAAGUGAUCCCAAAGAGUUGUGAGAGAAAAGGAUUGGAUCAAUUAAAUGUGUGCUACGCAUUUAUGUGUUACUUAAACAUGUAAAAUAUAAUCCUUAACACAACCUUCACCCAAACAGUGUUACUCUUGAUUUGAAGUGAACACUGGUGUAUUGAACUCCACCGUAAUCUACUGACCUCUCAGUAUUAUCAAUUAUUCUGAUACAUUCACCAGGUGACUGGACCAUACUUACUAGACUCCUACUCGAUAUAUAUAGUAUUUUCUGUCAAGACAGAGGGGACCUGAAGUGUUUUCUAGGUUCCGAAUACUCUGUCAAUGGUUUAAUGGUGUCUCCUGUGUUUACUGGACUUGUUCAGUUUCAACUGCAGGGGUUCAAAUCACUGACCUCAGUGGUCGUUGCUUCCUCUAAAGGCACUACUGUUCAAAUGGAAAGCAAGCAAAUUAUGUCUAUGCAAAUUAUAUGUUCCUAAAUCUGCACAAUGUAGAUGUUGACAUUUGUGGUGUGGCCAGUGGGGGCUCAAGCUACCUUCACUGUUGACAGCAGCACAGUGGAUGUCUUAUUAUCCUGAAGAACAGCUCUAAGUCCCAAUAGCAUAAACCUGGUUUUGUGCCACCUUCACUAACGCCAUCUUGUCUGUACUGCCAAGUGCAUGACAGGUGGACUUAAAAUGGUUCGGACACUGUGCUCACCAAUAAUUAAUGCAAGGCCAUCCAGUGUUGGUUUACUUACACUCUUGAGACAGCUGGGACUGGGUGUAAAGUAGUUUGACUUGUCUUAUGGAUUUCUGCAUUGCUAAAUAUGACCCAAUGUAUGUUGUAGGGUUGUUGUAAAGUUGAUCUUAAAUCAUUUAAAUUUUCUUUUUAAUUUGUUUAGGUUAGAUUUCUCAUCCUGUUGUUUGUAUGUUUCAUGCUUGUUUUAAUGUUUACAUUAAACCAUUUACAGUUGAAGAUGAAAUAAAUUAAUAGAUGAAGACAGUUGUUCUAAAACUGCAGAGGAGGAAGUUCACAGUGUAUUUAAUAAUUACAGUUGUAAUGAAUAAUAAAUCGUAAUAUAUUAAAAUCUC